This is a messenger RNA of Symbiodinium natans, 1749 nucleotides long. Lineage: Eukaryota; Dinophyceae; Suessiales; Symbiodiniaceae. The record is from the annotation of a GenBank genome assembly.
AUGGACAAUGGGACGUCUGUGCUGUGGAGCCUGGUGCCCCAGCAGGGCCGCUCCGUCGAUUUGUCUUCCUUCCUGGGCAUCCCCGUUGACUGGUCCUUCUACAGAUGGUAUUUGCCAACUUGGGACUUCGCUCGGGCCCGCGCUGAUCAGACCCACAACCACUGCUUGACAUUCCACGGUGCGCCCGUCGGCCCGAAGCAGCACUUGGCCAUCAGCAUUCGCAAGCUGAGGGACCACUUGGCAACGACACACUCCGAGCUGCUAGACACGGUGUUCCACAUGCAGGGCCUGGCGUUUCCCGGAUACUCCGAAGAUGAAUGCGUGGCGUCGCUCUGCUUCCCCAAGAGCCACGUGGUCGUGGCUGGCAGUCAUGGACUGGAUGACACCGAGACGGUUCACAGGAAGCUGUCGGGCGGAGAGGAGCUGGUCGCAAAAGCCAGUCAUUCCUCAGGCGGGCGCAGCAUUACGAUGCUGCGGUCACCGCCGGAUUUGUCGAGCCUUCUUGCCCGAGCAAGCCCGGGCACGGCGUUCUUGGUCCAGCGACGCAUCCGGUCUCCACUGAUCGAGGGCCGCCGAUUCCACUUCCGACUCUAUGUUGGGAUCACAUCCCUGCACCCUCUCCGCGUGUAUGUCCACCACGACGACGAUCAUGGAGGUUAUGCCGUUCUGGCUACAACAGCUGCGUCCCAUUCAACGGCUGCGAAAGGGGGGGAACUGCCAGAGGAGGAGAAGACUUGUUCUCACGUCUCUGGCGUUUGCACGACAAAGGAAGACGAGGAGUUCGUGACCAACUAUGGAGAUCGGCAGAAAUCCCAGAGCCAGUUUUCUGCACUCUACAAAAGUCGUACUGGAGCCGAUCCGGAAGCGCUCCUUCGUCGAAUGCACCACAGCAUCGUGGUGAUGCUCCUUGCAGCUGGCCACCAUAGCCGGCACACUGACGUCUUCAGAAGACUGCAAUCCCUCCUCGGCGAAGCACGCUGUUUCGAGAUCCUGGGCGUGGACUUCCUCUUCGAGGAGUACGAGGAGAUCCUGGAAGGCCGGCGCCGCCUCGCUUGGGUUCCGUACCUCAUUGACGUCACCCCUUCGCCGGGGUAUGGAAGGCCUACCGGAGCCGCAUCGCACGGCAUGCUCCGCGACUUUUUCCGCGCCUUCGUGACGGGUGAUGCUGAUCCAGAGAAGCCCACUCCACCCGAUGAGUCGACUGACACAGGAGAAGAGGAGCAAUGGCAGGCAGUGGCACAGCAGGCUGCUUCACUCGGCUUGAAGGUGAGCAAAGAGGAUCGCGCGCUCAUCCGGCGCUUCAACGAGGAGGCCAAAAGUGCUGGCAGGUGGCAUCGUCUCUUCCCGCCAGCAAGGGGGACUGCUGUGGGCAUGACCUUCAAUUACGUGCCACUUUUCGCUGGCGGCUUGAGCCACGAGGAUGCGCUGUCCAUGCUCUGGGCCGGCAUCCCACCCGAGGAGUUGCAAGUUGAAGGUGGAAUGCGAGGCGUAUCGUCCAAGGCAACCCAGGUUGUGGACGAAGUGCUGAAUUGCUAUUUUGAGCGGGCCGGUGGUCACACGAUCUCACCAAGAGAGGAGUUCGUCCUCACGCAAGGCCUCAUCAGGCUUUCCAUGGCUCCGGAUGCGGAGUCGAACUUGGGAGGCAACAAGGUCAUCAGCAACGUCCCCGCCUUCCUUGUCAAUUUCAUCGAGUCCGGCUGCGCCCGGGGUCGAGUGAGUCUGCCGUCCUUGCUACAGCUGCUGACGUAG